Messenger RNA from Pantherophis guttatus, 10694 nucleotides. RefSeq names its product RNA binding motif single stranded interacting protein 2 (gene RBMS2). The record is from RefSeq and is a predicted model, not a curated record. NCBI's taxonomy places the organism in Eukaryota, Metazoa, Chordata, Lepidosauria, Squamata, Colubridae. Gene Ontology annotation, molecular function: RNA binding.
GCACUAGGACCUGGCGGAACGCAGGCACCCUAGUCCUAGAUUCCAAGCUGGCUUGCUUUGGUGACGUAAGCCAGAAGCCCUGUCUCUCUCUCUCUCUCUCUCUCCCUCUCUCUCUCUCUCUUUUUUUCUCUCUCUCUCUCUCUCUGUGUGAGUGUGUGUGUGUCUCUCUUUCUCUUCCCCCCUCCCCUCCCUUUCCAAGCUCUCUAACAUUUAAGCGAAAAUGCUUCUUUCUGUGCCUCCUCGUGCAGGAAUUGCCACUUUUGGCUACAACAAGAGCAACAAGAAGGAAUGGGCCUGAUGCGAAGAUUAUAGUUCACAACAACCCCGAGAUAACAAUCCAUUGUUAUAGUUUGGGGGACUAUGUUUGGACAGAGCAAACAUAUACCUUAUGUCUCAGUGGCCCAGCAGAUGGCACCUCCAAGCCCCAGUGGCAGCUGCAACAACAAUAGUAGCAGCAGCAGCAGCAGCGGGCCAGGUGGUGGCGGAGGUGGCGGGGACCAGCUGAGCAAAACAAACUUGUACAUCCGGGGCCUGCAUCCUGGUACCACUGAUCAGGAUCUCGUCAAGCUCUGCCAACCAUACGGCAAAAUUGUCUCCACCAAGGCCAUCCUGGAUAAAACAACCAAUAAAUGCAAAGGAUAUGGCUUCGUGGAUUUUGACAGCCCCACAGCAGCUCAGAAAGCCGUGACCGCACUCAAGGCCAGUGGGGUUCAAGCCCAGAUGGCCAAGCAACAGGAGCAGGAUCCUACCAACCUCUACCUGUCAAACUUGCCUUUGGGCAUGGAUGAGGCUGAAUUGGAGUCGAUGCUGAAACCAUUCGGACAAGUCAUCUCUACACGUAUUCUACGUGAUGCCAGCGGCACCAGCCGAGGAGUUGGCUUUGCCAGGAUGGAGUCUACAGAAAAGUGUGAAGCUAUCAUCACCCACUUCAAUGGCAAAUAUAUCAAGACACCUCCUGGGGUCCCAGCUCCUCCAGAUCCACUGCUUUGCAAGUUUGCUGAUGGUGGCCAGAAGAAGCGCCAGAAUCAGGGCAAAUACGUGCAAAAUGGACGAGCCUGGCCAAGGGAAAGUGAUACGGGUGGGAUGACCUUGACUUAUGACCCUACAACAGCGUUACAAAACGGGUUCUAUACAACGCCCUACAGCCUGGCCCCGAACAGGAUGAUUGCCCAGACUGCGCUCUCCCCUUAUCUCCCAUCACCUGUUUCCUCUUACCAGGUCCACAGUCCAUCUUGGAUGCACCAUCAGUCAUACCUCAUGCAGCCCACGCAGGGGACGGUGCUCACACCUGCCAUGGACCACGCCAUUUCCAUCCAGCCCACUUCCAUGAUGGGGCCUCUCACCCAACAGCUGGGCCAUCUGUCCCUCAGCAGUGCUGGCACAUAUAUGCCAGCGGCAGCAGCUAUGCAAGGAGCCUAUAUUCCCCAGUAUACACCGGUGCCUUCCUCUAGUGUCGCAGUUGAGGAGAACAGUGGCCAGCAGAGCCACGUGACAGUGGAGUCUCCAUCGGAUCAUGCUGCCUACUCGUAUCAGUACAACAAGUAACAACAGUGCCACCGAGCAGCUCAACUCUGAGCAAUCACUUCGAGGGAGACAACGUGGUUUUUUUUUUUUUUGGUUAAAAUUUUGUGCUGCGUUUAGAAGAUGUCGGAACCAUUUUUGUUUCUUUUUUUCUUCUUUUUCUUUUUGGCAAAGAAAAAGGUUGUUUUGUUUUUUUAAAAAAGGAAAUAACCGCAAUAGACUUUUGUCACCGAGGAACCAAAGGAGGUUAGAAUGGGGGUACAAAAAAAAAAUAAUACCCCCAACCCUUAGAUGUACAGAUGGACUAAGGACUAUUUUAAUACGAGAACAUUUGUGCGUGUAUGUUUGCGCGUGUGUGUGCGUGUGCGUGCGUGCGUGUUUAUUUUCUUGAUAACAGCAAAGUCAAACGCUUUGGAUGCCCCAGAAUUCCCCAGAGAAGAAAAUGAAUUUUUUUCCCCUUCUUUUGGAAAGCUGGUUCGGUACCUCUGUGGGAGGAAGGUUUUUUUGCUCCUUUGAAUUCAUUUUGUUUUCUUUGGUCAUGUAAAAGAUUUUUUAAAGGACAAAUAUGCAAAAGUGUUUGAAUAUUUUUUUUGUUGUUGUUUUAUAAGGAAAAAAAUGCUCUGAAAAGCCCCACCUCACAGCUGUAGGAUAAAAAAUCAGUGCGGAAUUCUUUUUUUUUUCUUCUUUUUCUUCUUCUUCCUUGGGGUGGGAGCGGGGAGGGAAUUUUGCUUUGAAAGGAUUAUUUUAUUAUUUCAAGAGGGUAUUUUUUUUCUAAAAAAGACAAAUUUACAAAAAAAUAAAAAAGAGGAAAUUUACAAAAAAAAAAUUCAGAAAAAAAAGGAAAUCUUAAAAAAAAAGUUGAACUUUGGCGGCAGCAAGAGGGGUCUGCUUAAUGCUUGUCAUGUUGGAAUGAAAUGAUGCGGCUGGAGGCAUCGGAUGAACUUAAUCCUGGUUUUUUUUUUUUUUUUUUUUUUGGCAUAAAUUUUGCCUCAGCUGAGAGAGAGAGAAAAACAGAGUUUGCGCCAGACCUCAAUUUCUGCCCUCUGUCCAAUUGGACUGUUUUUUGCUGGAUGUUUUGGACUCUGAUUUGAGCUUCUGUGCAGACCUGUCUUUGCUUCCAUGGGGAGGCUUCCCCCCUUCGCCUACCCCGUCCUGCCCUGGACCAGGGGAACAAUAAACGGACUAAGGAAUCUGCCGCCAGUGAUGCGUCGUCACCUCUGGACUCUCGGACGUUGAAUGGACACGUUGCCAGCAGCAGUGCUUCGCCCCGUCCCCAUCCCCGGGAUACACAAACACACACACAUUCUUACACGCACACACACACAGACACACACACACACACACACACAGUGCCUUCUGCUGCCUGCGGUCCGGACUGUGCUGCCGUAAGCCCCCCCCCUCCCGCCCCCCAGUUCCUGCAUGCCUGCCAAGCCCAGGUCCACAAUGCAUCCGUUUUCUCUCGACCAACUCAGCUGGGAACAGGUGCUUCUCCUUCCGACUGGUGGGGACUGCAGGAAGCCCGUCCCGAUUGCCGUGAACCAAGCAACCAAGGAGCAUCGAGCACCUUGCAGGGGAUGUCCCAGCUCCCCGCUGUCUGUCUCCCCUCCCACUUCCCCUCCGGAGACCCUAGUUACUAUGCACGUUAUCCCUCCCUCCCCCAGCCCUUGAUUGCUGGCUGCGCCCUGAGAUUUGCAAUAGGAGGAGACUAUGUGCAAUAAUUCAGCCUUUCCUACCUUGUGUUUCCCUGCAGAGCCUCCUGAAGUGCUUUAGACACCUCUGCAUGUUCCCUUCCCCUCUCCCCCCCCCCCCCAACCAGAUGGUGCUAAAAGUCAUCCUCUCUUCCACCAUAAAGUCACCCCCAGCCCAGCCCAGCUGGCCCAUGUAGCUGACCCUUCCAUCCUGUUGUUCCGAUGACGACGUUUGCUUUUCCCACCGUGGGCUGUGAUCACCUUGUCCCCCUUUCCUCUCCUCCCCCAUCCUCCCUGCUGGCCCCUUCCUUUGAAGAAAUGGCUCUUAUGCAGCUGACAAUCAGGAAGGAGCAAUGGCGGAGGCCAUACGGGUGUCACGUGAGUCUAGGAAAGCGAGAGUAUGUGUGCAUGUGGUCCCUAUCUGUCUUGGUUUGUGUGCGUACCAUCCAUGUCUUUUGAGGGAGUGGAGACAGAUCUGUGGGUAGGGGUGACGUUGGAGGAGGUGGCAUAAAUAUAUCGAGUGUCAUUUGGAUUUGUGCGUUGCUCAGGAUCCUUUUGUCGUCUUGACCAUUUUGAAAGCAUGGUCCUGACCCAGCAAGGGCAGGUUGACUUCCUGUUGGAGAUUUGAGGAGGGCUAAGUUCGUUGAGUAUCCUCAUAAUCCUUCAGCUAGACUAGUUUAGAUACCUUCCCGCAUUGCUCGUGACGAGGGAUGACCCACAGACACGACCGUGAUGCCACCCAGAAUAGAGAGACAAGACCGACAAUGCAGGAGCCCAGUGGAUCCAAAGGCUGGCUACGUUUGGUGCCCCUUUCUCUAGCCUGGCCAGACCCUCCUGGUUGGCCUAACCACCACCCCCUCCCCCUAAUGCUGAGAGAAACUGAAGUGCCUUUUUUGGGGCAUGCAAGCUUGCCUUCAUCUUUAUGUUAUGUGAUCUUCAAUGGGCCGUUAUCCGUGGCCAAAUGGAGUUUUGCAGGGUCGGGUCCCAAAAUGGGUUGGGGUGGCUAGUUAGAGAAACAAUUAAAAAAAAACAAAAAACCAGUAACUGAGAUUCUGGUUCCAACUAACUCAGACUAUAUGGGGGGUAAAGGCAAAGGAGCACACAGUCUCUGCAGGACUAGUAAAAGAACUUCCCAGCUAGGUUGGGGGUUGAUACCUACCCCCCUUCCCUCUCAUUAUUUGCCUGCAGAGCUCACAGGCCAAACUACAGGGAAACUUUGAAACCCCUCGCAUCUGCACCCAGAGUAAAUGCACGCUAUAAAAGGAUUCUACUUGAGAAAUUGGUUCCAGGUUUGCUCCAAAUAUGGGCUGCAACCUCCGACUACAUCGGGGUACACCUGGUCCUUAACAGGCCACUCUCCUGCCUCCCUCCCCCCAGCUUUUUUCUUUUUAGCAGCUUUUAGAAAGGUUAUAGCAGAUACCCUCGGUACCCUGAGUUUUCUCUUUAAUCCCCAGGACUCUUUCUUAUGCAUUCCAGGUGGGUUAAAGCACAGCUCCACAUCUGGAAGACACCAAGUUGAGGAAAGGUGUCCUAUGAAAUUUUCUUGGGAGUGGGUGAGAUCUGUAGAAAGGCACACACUCCCCCUCUUGUUUUGAUAGGAUUCGUGCUGCCAAAUUUCUUGCUAGGUUAGGAUUCUUAGCUGCUUGUCCAAAUCAAGAUCUUGCUAAAAUAAUUAACAGUGGGUGGUUAGUAAAACCCAUGUUUUUUUUUUAAAAAAAGAGGGUGAUGUCCACAGAAUCUCCUGAUCCUUAAAUUUGAUUCCUACAAAUUGAUAUGUUUACAAUUAUGAUUCUUCUGGCUUGUGUUAAUAGACUUAACUUCAGUCACCUCCAAGCACUCCUUCCCCCUCCCUAUUUUAGAUUGGAGUGGGAAAUAUGCUAGAUAUUUAGGCAUUUGAUGAUGGCAACUAAGGAUCUCAUGGGUUUAUUCAACUCCUAGAUUAAAAUUUAGUCUGCGCUUGUAGGGCCUUUAGAAUGAGGCCAUUUUUAAAUGUAGCAGUAAUCAAAGAAAGUAAAAUUAAAAACUCCCUUUUGUUAGACUCUAACUCGGAAACCUGUUAGAAAAUAAACACCAAGGAUUAGGCUUGACUACGUUAUGUUGCCUUUAGUGUAAACUUGAAGCAGGUAAUGAAAACAUGAGUUAGCUUUCCAGCCCUGUCAUAGCUUUGGCAUUCAGGUGUAAUCAUUAAAAUCAGGGUCUCCGUUUUCUUAAACAGUAGGAACAGCAUUGAAAUUAACUAAAUUAUUUAUUAAAAUCAUUAAAAAUCAUUGAUUAAUUUAAUAAAGUAAAUAAAAUUAGUAAAUCCUGAUAUCAGGACUUUAAAACAGAUAAAUGCCAAACCUUUGACUUGGUUGGGCAUUGUCUUCAAGCUGUAAAACAGAGCAGCAAACUAUGGGGAUUUGAACCCAAGCUAAUUUGGGAGAUCAAAGAAGUUGUAGUUAACUAGCUACCAAGUUUAUUUUACUGCUUAUAUGAAAUGAGGAGUAUCCUAGCUUCCUAAACUUUAUCUCCAGCACUCAGUUUAAAAAAAAAAAAAGCAAAGAAAUCCAGGAUACAACUCUGUAAAAUUUAGUUACGGUUAAGAGAGCAGUCCUUACCAAGAAGGAAAUCCCCAUAAAUUCAGGAAAUUAACUUUUAAGUAAAUGUGCACAUUCCUGUGUUUUGUAGCCGUAGUGAAACCUCAAACACCCAUAUGGUCAGUGAGUGGGGAAAUGUUCAGGGUGAAUGGGGGAUGUGGAUUUGUAGACCCGCCCCCAAUAUUUCUCUCCCAUCUCUAGUGCAAUGCUAAUCUGACCCUCAUUGAACUGCUGGGAUGCUUAUCCAUGCACCGAAAUGUAUGUCUGCAUCGAAAGCCCCCAACGGCUCUGUAAAAACCAAGUGCCAGAUCAAGAGUUGCUUUGGAAACAGAGUUCCUUCUUGCAGCGUACCUGCCUGCCCAGAUUGCUUUUCUGAGCUGUGCAUUUGGUUUUGGGCUGCCGUUAGAUACCUAGCAUAUCCUAAGCCAAGUUCCCACCCACAAAGAACAUGAAACUUUCCUCUGUGUUGGCUGUCCUUUUGACAGCAUUUGUCCCAGUCCGGGGUAUAUGAUCUGCUUAUUAAAAAAAAAUCACGUAGUCCUCUCUUCUUUAUGAUGAUGCUUAAUGGAUCCAUAAAUGUUUGUGGCAAAGAGCUAAAUACAUGUUUGCCAGCAAGGAGGCAACCCACUCGUGGUCUAGUCUAGAUGCAUCCCACUCAUAUAAUCUUGAACCCAUAAGACAGGAUCACAGCACACCCACUUGUCCAAACCGCAGUGUUCAUUUCUAAAUGAAGACAAAAGGCCUCAAAGCUCCCUGCCUUAUCAUCCUCCUUUUUUCCCCCUGAUCUCUGAAAGCUGGUUCUUCUGAAGUGUUGAUGGAUCUUCCUCUUUUAGAACCAGAGAUUGGGGCUGGCUCACUGAUAGUCAUCUUGGAUGUGGAAUAGGUGAUAGCAUUUGGCAGAGCCAAAGUCCAGGCUAUCGGAUGGGGGAAAUUACAGGGAGCAGUGUUUCAAACCCAGUUCUGCUAAGCAGCCUUCGAGGAUGGAAGAGGAGGGUGCUGGACUACGAAUAGAAGCAGACUCUGCAUGGUCUACCAAAUGCGACUCCCUAGGAAUCUUAAGUGAUCACACAGCAUAUUAGAAACAAAAGCAGACCUGAAUCUACAGUAGAAUUGCCACCCAGGAAUCGCCAUCCAAAGGCAUUUGAGACUCUUGUGACAAUGGUAAAAGAGCGGUUGAGACAGAGUAGUGGGGGCCGGUGUGUGGUGUGCAUGCCAAGGCAGAGAUUGCUAAGAGUUUAGAAAAGAGGACAGCUGUAGAUCAAAAAUGUAUUGGAGGAAGUCAGCUAUGUGUAAGAUUGAAGAAGAUCAAAGCUAGAGAUGGAUGGAUGCAAGAGUGAAUGUAAGCUGAUAGAAGAGAAAUAACACGCGCAGACAGGGAUACAAUCUUUUCCACGCAUUUUGCCCUUGCCAAGAUUCCUUUUAAGCCUCAGCUCUAUUCUCAUUUCUCUUCCUGGACCACUGCCUCACAACCCUCUCACCCAAGGUAGACGUUAGGUUUGUGCAACACUCUGGAUCUGGAUCCAAGAAGGUCCUUUGGAAUGCAAGAGUGCAGAGACAUAGCAUGUCUCUCUGCGACUCUUUAAAGCGGCUGGGUUUUUAUCUAGGAACCCAUGGCAGCUGAAGAGGGCAAGUGUGUUACCCCAGGCAAAGAUGCAGGGAGUUAAAAGAGUUGCGGACAUGCUAUUUGCACACUCGAGAUGCUCCUGUGCAAUCUUACUUAGAGAUGUGCUUUGGGGCAGUAACUUUUUAUUAUUUUAAGUUUAUUCCAUCGUAUCCAUUCGGAAGAGAAGCAUAGUGGGUGAUGAAGAAAAUGCUAAGCUCUUCUUUCAUCCUCAGUAAGCUGCAGAGGGCACUUUCUGCUUCCAGCCCCAUCUCACGGUGUCCCGCUGAAAGCUUACAGGAAGGCUCCAGCUUCCUGGCAGACUGCAAGUCAAGUCCACAGCUAUAACCCACCUGCGGGAUGGGAAGAUCACUGUUACGAUGCUUUACCAUAUAUAACCAUCCCUUGCUUAAACCAUGAUAUGGAAGCCUGCAUGCUUUGUGCAGGGACCAAACACAAGCAGCUGGGACCUUUGGAGCCCACACCUCUGAGCUGCUGGUUUUUUUUUAUCUUGUGCCUUGAUUUCCCCUGUCCCAUUCUGACAGCAGGGGGAACCAGUCCCUGCACUUUAUAAAUGCCCAGUCCUAGUUCAGCCUUUCUCCGUGUCAGUUUUCAAAAAGCAAGGAUGCCGUAGUCUUGUCCUUCCUUUCUACCUGGCUGCUGCUCCUUAUUCCAGCUCCCCACCCCCACCCCAACCAGCCUUCACUCCAUCUUUCCACCCACCACACUGGAGGAGAAUGCAGCAGGCUGCCUCCAAGAGCGAUUAGACGAGCCUCUUGUGUCCAUUUCCAAUGCGGAUAGUUUAGAAAGCAAGCACCAUCACCCCUGAAUUCUUUAGCUGUACCAUGCUGGCGUUGAACUCUACACUCCUUGGAAGUUGGGGGUGUAUGGGGGUGGGGUGGGGUGGGAGUGGAGAGAGAGAGGAAACCCGGUUCAGAACUUCCCUUCAUUUUUAUGCUCAUCAAUUCCAGUUUUCAUCAUUUUUAGCUACACAUCUACCUCACAUGCACUCGCAGUUCAUUUGUAUACCCAGAACCGGCAAACUGCACCUUCUCCAAGGGAUACGUUCCCCACCUCAUCCUUAAAAAGAGAAAACCCUUUAGGCUCCUCUGCUUUUGGGAAGGGGGAGAGAGAGAAAGAAGAAAAAUGUUGGUUUGAAUGGAAAAAAAAAGAAAGACCCCUGUGUUGCUGCUAAUUAAUACAGUUUAUGUUCAAUGUACUCGUUUUUGCUUUGCUUUUCUAAUUUUCCUUGUAAAAUGUAUUAGUUUAUUUAAAAAAAUGAAGCAGAAAUGGUUUUGUCUAGAGAAGCAUUUUUUUGUGGCUCUGUUGAGAGAACCCAACUGGGCAAUAGUUGACAAGACCAUGAAGUUGCUUCCCUCUUCCUCCCCUUGCUUUUUUGCCCCAACUGUCUCUUGAGCUCCAGGCUCUCCUGGGGGCUCCACUGCUCGCACCAGAGGAGAUCAAGGGAGAUUCCAGAAUGACAGCGGUCCCAUCAGAGUUUUUGUUUUAUAACGGAGAAUGGUGGUUAAUGUUUUCUUGCAAAAGCAAGACAUUACCCAAUUUGGGAAGUAUCAAAGCAAAGAAGAGGCUGCUGUCUUCCUAAGAGUUUUACUGUAGCCGGGUACAGUAUUUAUUCACAAGGGUUUGGUUUCAACAACAGAAAGAGAAUCGUUGCCCUAAGAUACGCCACGCUUUCUAACUCACCAACACCUGUUUCUCCUGUAAAAAACCACCAGGAGGUAGAAUGCAGGCAACAAAACCAGCCAGGCCCUGUUAACAAAAUUAGCAGACAGACUUACUUUUGAGCAAGGACUUUCAUCAUCCGUAAAAAUUGUAUAAGGUGAUGUAUGAAUAGUAUGGCUUUGGGGAUGAUAAGAAGGUGGGGGGGGGAGGGUAAGGAUAUAUUUAGUGCUACUAUACUGUUAAAACUUUUCCAAAGAUCAAACUCUGGUUCCUUGUAAAGAUGAUGUUAUGUGGAUCCUUGGUUUGGCCCAGGAUGGCUGAACUAGAGCCCACCAAAAAAAAAAAAAAAAAAGAGGAUGACAUGGUAGCCCGUGUAACCUGGGAAGCCCUGUCCCCAAGAAAUGGUCAGCUUUUCCCCCCCCCCCCCCCAAAGCAAGCAUGCAAGACAGCACACUCGGAGAGGAUGGGCUUCAGCCAUUCCAAAUCUACUUGUAGUUAACCAGAAGUUGUUAACCCGGCCAAUUAUAUUCCAGGACUCUCGGUGCUAUGAUUUCCUGCUUCCAUUUUUGCUGCGUUUGGGUCUUCUAGAAACGGCCCCCAACAGAACAGUGAGCAGCUGUCUCUGGGAUGGGCCAAAGGUAGGGCAGAAGAGGCGAUGUUUCCCCCCCCCCCUUUUUUUUUUUUCUCUUCCAACCUUACCAUGCGGGUGAUGAUUUAAAACUGUUGUGACUUAAAAAAAGAAAAGUAAUGAAAUCAGAACAGCCCCCCCCCCUCACUUUUUGACUUGCUGUGGAAUAAAUGUGUAUGGUUGCGGACUAUUUCGUGUUCUUCCAUAGUCUUCCCAUCCCCUAGCAGGAAGGGCCUGUGCGGAUGAGCUUAAAACUAGGAUCUCUUGAUUCAAUGCAACAAGGUUCAACCUAACUUGUCUUGAACAAAUCUCCAGCUUGUCUGCACUUUCCUCUGGAGCAAUAUGCCCUUAACCUGGGGGUUGUGAUGGUUGCACUGAUGCCUUGCCCUAUAGCAAAUUGCCCUUAAAACGAAUAGCAAUAGGCAUCCACACCCUACGCAACGUCCUUCUCAUGCUGGAUCAUCGGUAUAACAAAGCUACAGGCUAUAUUUCAUGUGCUUCAGUGUAUUUGUGUUUUUUCAUGACUUGGGAACAAGUUAGCUAAAUGUUUGCUUUAAGAAAAAAAAAACAUGUCAUGGAUGUAAAAAUGUAUUUUGUUAAAACACAUUUGGCAGUCAACCCAACUGAGGAUGGAACCUCGUUUGCCUUUAUCCCAUUUCUUACUCAAGACCUUCAGAACUCCCAUUUUGAAGGUACUGGAAUUCUUAAAGGCUUCCAUUUGCCACAAACCCGAGGAAAGUUCCUGCCCAUUUCUCCAUUCAUUGUACUGACUAGUUUUAUUUAUAUACUUAGGGACUAUUUGUACAGGUUUUUUUAAUUGAAAAGUUUCUAUUGUUUUGUAUCCUCCAUGCUACAUACCGCCAGGCCUGUUUCUCUUUCUCUCUCUCUCUCUCUCUCUCUCUUUCUCAACCCUGUACAAUUGCCCCUCUGUGGAGCUCUGACUGGUCUCAUUUUGAACAAAUUUUUGUUUUGAAAUAAAAGAUGGAAAAAAAAAAGUG